This is a messenger RNA of Oncorhynchus kisutch (coho salmon), 1748 nucleotides long. RefSeq names its product MTOR associated protein, LST8 homolog (S. cerevisiae) (gene mlst8). The transcript is spliced from 9 exons. Gene Ontology annotation, cellular component: TORC2 complex; TORC1 complex. The coding region runs from base 156 to 1142 and encodes 328 amino acids. Gene Ontology annotation, biological process: regulation of actin cytoskeleton organization; TOR signaling. The record is from RefSeq and is a predicted model, not a curated record. Lineage: Eukaryota; Metazoa; Chordata; Actinopteri; Salmoniformes; Salmonidae. Gene Ontology annotation, molecular function: protein binding.
CUAGCGUAAAGUACUUAUUGUAGUGAGGGAACUAUUAGUCAGACGCCCUACAGUAUUUCCGGAAAAAAACAUAAGCAAGGCUAUUUACAGCUUUCACAUCACUUUUGUCAUUAAAAUAUUACAUAUCUUGGAGUGACAACAUACAGCACUCGAACAUGAACGUGAACCAGGGUCAGGGGACAGUGGGAAGUGACCCGGUGAUUCUGGCCACCGCUGGAUAUGACCACACAGUGCGGUUCUGGCAGGCCCACAGCGGCAUAUGCACCAGGACAGUCCAGCACCAGGACUCUCAAGUGAACUCCCUCGAAGUUACUCCCGACAGAAGUAUGAUUGCUGCUGCAGGUUAUCAACACAUUCGUAUGUAUGAUCUAAAUUCCAACAACCCAAACCCGGUCAUAAACUAUGAUGGCGUCAGUAAGAACAUUACGUCAGUGGGCUUCCAUGAGGACGGCCGCUGGAUGUACACAGGAGGAGAGGACUGCAUGGCUCGCAUCUGGGACCUGAGGUCAAGGAACCUGCAAUGUCAGAGGAUCUUUCAGGUCAAUGCUCCCAUCAACUGUGUAUGCCUUCAUCCCAACCAGGCUGAAUUGAUCGUGGGGGACCAGAGCGGUGUGAUCCAUAUCUGGGAUCUGAAGACUGAUCACAACGAGCAGCUUAUUCCUGAACCAGAAGUGUCCAUCAAUUCAGUCCACAUUGACCCAGACGCCAGCUACAUGGCAGCAGUCAAUAGCUCGGGAAACUGUUACGUUUGGAACCUGGCAGGAGGGAUGGGUGACGAGGUGACACAGCUCAUCCCCAAAACCAAGAUCCCCGCUCAUAAGCGCUACUCCCUCCGCUGCAAAUUUAGUCCUGAUUCCACUCUGCUGGCGACCUGCUCGGCGGACCAGACGUGUAAGAUCUGGAGAACAUCUAACUUCUCUCUGAUGACGGAGCUGAGCAUCAAGAGUAAUAACCCUGGAGAGACGUCCCGAGGUUGGAUGUGGGACUGUGCCUUCUCUGGAGACUCACAGUACAUUGUAACAGCCUCCUCUGACAACCUGGCACGGCUGUGGUGUGUGGAGACUGGUGAGAUCAAGAGGGAGUACAGCGGCCAUCAGAAAGCUGUGGUGUGCCUGGCCUUUAACGACAGCGUGCUGGGCUGAGGAGACAGCAGCAGUGGACUCCAGUGGAUGAGAAAGGAGCUACACUACAGCGAAGCUCUGUGACUGUAUAUAUAUCUAUAUCCACACACCCGUCUGUCUGCUUCCACAAAAGCUUUUGAUUUAUCAGGAUAAGAGAGGGGAGAGGCUGUUUUUAUAUUUCUCAUAAGGACCACAAGGAGGUCUAUGGGCUUGUUUGUGUCUUAUAGCUUGGGCGAGGAGUUUACUUACCAUGAAAAACUCUGAGCCAUAGCUAGAUUCAUGUAUUUGGGUUCAAUAGCUUAAUCAAAUGUGAGGUCUUUGAAAAACUGAUGGAUAUCUGUAAUGUGGACUGUGUCCCAAUGUGUGACUGUACAGGAUAUGAUGAAUUCAGGUAAAGACUAACUGGUGUGUAACAUUUACUCUGUGGCGCUUUUGUCUUGAUUCUCUGUUUAAUACAUCGUAACAGGAACUACCACAAAGGCUCUGUUUUUUAGUCUGAAGUGUUGGAAAGAUUCUAUUUCCCUUCUCUAUAGUAAAAGAGACAAUCUGUAUUUUACAACUGUUCUUUAUUGGAGGGAUCAAGUAAUUUUAACACAAUCCAAUAAACAGGAAUGGUUACACACACAA